UUUCUCCCUCAGCUGAAAAUCCACGUGCGGGCUGUAGUGGCGAAAGCUAACCAUGAAACGUCCAAAGUUAAGGAAGGCAAGCAAACGUUUGUCCUGCCACAAACGUUACAAAAUACAGAAAAAGAUACGGGAACAUAACAGAAAACUACGGAAAGAGGCUAAGAAGAAGGGCAUAAGUAGAAAGAUAAAGAAGGAUCCCGGGGUUCCCAACAGUGCACCUUUCAAGGAGGAGAUCCUGAGAGAAGCAGAGCAAAGAAAACUGCAGCUCGAAGAAGAGAGAGAGAAAAAUAAGCUUGCAAAGCAAAAAGAGCGAGCAGCCGAGAAGAGAAAGAAGGAGAAAGCAGCUACCGGUGGCGAUGCUGAACCUAAAGCUAAAAAAGCUAAAAAGCAAGAGAGAGUAAAGCCACCAGAGGGGUCUGCCACUGACAAAAGGUUACGUUGCAGUGAACUGAACAAGGUCAUUGAUGCCUCCGAUGUUAUAAUUGAAGUCCUGGACGCCAGAGAUCCACUUGGUUGUCGAUGUCCACAGCUGGAGGAAGCUGUAUUGAGACAUGAGGGAAAGAAAAGGCUUAUGCUUGCGUUGAACAAAAUAGACCUUGUGCCUAAAGAGAAUGUGGAGAAAUGGCUUGAGUAUCUUCAAGCUGAAUUUCCCACCUUCGCCUUCAAAGCAUCGAGACCGCUGCAAGACAGAACAGUGCAACAGAGUAAAAAACGAAGGAAAACCAACGCAGCGGUCGACCACAGCAGGGCGGCGGCGUCUUUCGGCACGGACUCUCUCCUUCAGGCGUUGACCUGUUUGGCCGACGCGCAGGACAGCGAGAAGAUGCUCAAAGUUGGCGUUGUCGGUUUCCCCAAUGUGGGCAAGAGCAGUCUUAUCAACAGCAUGAAGGGGAUGAGAGCGUGUCAUGUUGGAUUACAACGAGGCAUUACCAAAUCUAUACAAGAAGUGCACAUUUCGAAGAAUGUCAAGAUGAUUGACAGCCCGGGGAUUAUUGCGGCUCCGUCUAACCCCGGCGAUGCCAUGGCUUUGCGGAGUCUUCAGGUGGAGGAGAAUCAGGAGAGUACCCUGGAGGCCGUCAGGGCUCUGCUUAAGCAGUGUAACCAGCAACACAUUAUGCUCCAGUACAAUGUUCCAGACUACAGAAAUGCCCUGGAAUUUUUGACGUUUUACGCCAAAAAACGUGGGUUUUUACAGAAGGGGAGUGUUCCGAGCACAGAGCAAGCCGCCGUUGCUUUUUUAAACGACAUGACAGGGCCUAAGCUGAGCUACCACUGCAAACCUCCCGAGCGGCGGGGCCUUCCAUCCUACCUCUCUGAUGACUUGAUAGCUGUCAUGCAGAGCGGUUUGAACAUGGAAAAACUGAGAAUGGCAAAUAAGGAGACUUUAAAAGAUGUAAGGUUUCCAAGUUUGGCAAGCAGCAUUGGUUUUACAUCAAAGGGACCCACCACCGGUCUUCUGAAUGCGAGUGAAAUUCCCGAGGAUAGGCCAUCGGUGAAGGAGCCGGCGAAGGUGGAGGAGGAGGAGGAGGAAGAGGAAGAGGAAGAGGAGGAGGAUGAAGAUGGUGAGGAUGAGGAUGAAGAAGAAGAAAUGGGUGAAGACAAUGAAGAGAUGGAAUCAGAUGAGGAGACUACUGAAGAUUCAAACCCAGUGAAACAGAAAAAGACCACACAAGCGAGUGCACCAAGUGAAAAAGCAAAAGUGAUUGUCCCGCCUGCUCUGAUCAACGUAGACUUGUCAUCUUCUCAACAAAAUGAUGAUGACGCGUAUGAUUUCAACACUGAUUUUGUUUGAAUGUGGCAGUGGCCACAUUGGCUCCUGUCUUGUCACUGUUUGAAAAAGUCAACAGCAGUGCUGAUGUGGAAUCAUUUUUCAUCUCAAGAGUCGAAAGCUCUGGGAUUACUUUAAAUGUGUCUGUCAGUGUCUGACAUCAACUCUUGUACAUAUGAUGAUGGAAAAUAAACUACUUUAAAAAGUA
Chanos chanos (milkfish) is the source of this 1976-nucleotide messenger RNA. RefSeq names its product G protein nucleolar 3 (gene gnl3). Gene Ontology annotation, cellular component: nucleolus. The record is from RefSeq and is a predicted model, not a curated record. Bases 53 to 1792 code for a protein of 579 amino acids. Lineage: Eukaryota; Metazoa; Chordata; Actinopteri; Gonorynchiformes; Chanidae. The transcript has 15 exons. Gene Ontology annotation, molecular function: GTP binding.